This is a messenger RNA of Arthroderma uncinatum, 990 nucleotides long. Its product is annotated as zinc-regulated transporter 1. The transcript has a single exon. Gene Ontology annotation, cellular component: plasma membrane. The record is from RefSeq and is a predicted model, not a curated record. Gene Ontology annotation, molecular function: zinc ion transmembrane transporter activity. Lineage: Eukaryota; Fungi; Ascomycota; Eurotiomycetes; Onygenales; Arthrodermataceae. Bases 1 to 990 code for a protein of 329 amino acids. Gene Ontology annotation, biological process: zinc ion transmembrane transport.
AUGGUCGCCGUCAUGAUGGUUGUAUGUAUAGAAAUGUUCUUUGCUAUGAAGGGGGCGGGCCACGUUCAUGGGUCGGAGUACGAUACUCUUAUAGACAAGCUAGGUCAUGAACACGGCUACGAUGAGCAUGCUGGCCAUGUUCAUGCAAACGGCGGAGAACUGGAGCGAGGCACAUCGCUACCGUUGGGGAAAUUACGGCGAAAUCCGCACCCAGCGAAUGGGUUAAUGAUAAGCCCUUCGACGGAGAAUCUGGUAGAGGGAGCGAGUCCGCUCAUACCACAGGGCGGAGGGGGCAACCACCGCAGAGAAGACGCAGACGCCAGUCAGUUAAGUGAUGACGAAGAUUUAGAUCUGGAUCUUGAAGAACUCGACCCACAACCUGAGGAUAAUGCAUCUGAUAUAUUGCACCCAACUCGACGACGAGGUCAUGGCCAUGGCCACCACGAUACCGCAUCACACCACCACGACACCAACAUAAGCCAGCAAACCGCCCAAAAACAGCUGCUGCAGUGUCUACUUCUCGAAGCCGGCAUUCUAUUCCACAGUAUAUUCAUCGGUAUGGCUCUCUCCGUGGCCUCAGGAGCAAACUUCCUCGUGCUUCUAGUCGCCAUAUCGUUCCAUCAGACUUUUGAAGGCUUUGCCCUCGGUGCGCGUAUAGCAGCCCUAAUACCAGCCUUAUUCCCACCGUCAUCGCCUAAACCCUGGCUUAUGGCGUUGGCGUAUGGAGCCACUACGCCCAUCGGCCAGGCUAUCGGGUUGGGUGUACACAAUUUGUACGACCCAGCGAGCACUACGGGACUACUCAUGGUUGGCUUAACAAACGCAUUCAGCAGCGGACUUUUAUUGUUUGCGGGAUUAGUGGAGUUGUUAGCUGAAGACUUCUUGAGUGAUAGGAGUUACGACAUUUUGCAAGGAAGAAAUAGGCUUGAAGCCUGCCUUGCUGUUGCUGCUGGUGCGUUACUGAUGGCAUUAGUAGGGGCCUUUGCAUAG